AAAAUUGGUUAAUCUGUACUAGCCUUUGUUAUUUGAUUUGUUAGUGGAACAAAGUUAUUGAAUUUCUGACAAAAGUUUGGGGUCAUUAAAUUAAUAAAUUAAGCACUUAUUAGUUAAAUCCAACCUGUUCAGAAUUAAUUGUUUAUACUGGGGAGAAUCUUGUACAGAUAUAAUGGAUAUUUGAAAUACUGUUCUUGAAUGGUUGGUACACCCCUAUAUGCCAUUAUGUUUUUUAAGUGAAAUAGGGUCCCGUCUUUGUUGAAGCUGUCUGUAGUCAUAUAAAGAAAUGCUCGAGCUGUGGGCAGAUCACAAUUUUGGCUCGUGGUGUUUGUUUGGAAGGGAGGCCAUUCAGACUAUUUGUAGCAGGUCCCGAAGGUUGGUGUGCCAAGUUCUUCCCUGUUGAUGUAGCCUGGUGCCAGAAUUAAUUCUGUCUUCUUCUGUCGCCCAACAGCUGACUUUUUGUUUUGAAGAACUGUUUUGCUGUGGUUUAAGAUGUCCUAAGCACUUUGAGAAAGGAACAGAGUUGAGGUUUUGGUUUGCUCGAUGGAUUUCCUGGCACUGUUCGACCCGACCACGUCGGACGAGUACGUCGAGCAGAACGAUGAGUUUGCGGACCACCUCCCUCCGGAGCCGCAGCUCGGGAACGUGGAGUACAAGCUGAAGUUGAUAAGCCCUUCCAAGCAGCGCUUUGAGCACUUGGUGACUCAGAUGAAAUGGCGGCUACGGGAAGGCCAGGGAGAGGCCAUAUACGCGAUUGGGGUGGAAGACAACGGGGUCCUGGCGGGCCUGUCGGACUACGAGAUGACGGCGAGCAUGCAGACGCUCCAGCAGAUGGCUUUCAAGCUGGGCGCCACGAUAACCGUGCUGCGCGAGAGGGUCGUGAACGGCGAGAACGGGAACGGAAGGAAAGUGGCUGAAGUUCUGGUCAGAAAGGUUCCCGACGACCAGCACAGCAUCGAGGUGCGGGUGGCGGUGAUGGGGGGCGUCGACGCGGGCAAGUCCACCCUGCUCGGGGUGCUGACCCAGGGCCAGCUGGACAACGGCCGGGGUCGCGCCCGCCUCAACAUGUUCCGGCACCUUCACGAGGUGCAGUCGGGCCGCACCUCCUCCAUCUCCCACGAGAUCCUGGGCUUCGACAGCCAGGGCCAGGUGGUGAACUACAGCUCGCUGGUGACGGCCGAGGAGAUCUGCGAGAGCUCCACCAAGCUGGUGACCUUCAUCGAUCUGGCGGGCCACCGCAAGUACCUGCGCACCACGGUGCUGGGCCUGACGGGCUACUCCCCGCACCACGUGGUGCUGGUGGCGAGCAGCAGCGCGGGCGUGGUGGGGACGACGCGCGAGCACCUGGCGCUGGCGCUGGCCCUGGACGUGCCCUUCUCCGUCGUCGUCAGCAAGACGGACCUGGCGCCGCCGGCCGCCACCUUGGCCGCGCUGGACGCCGUGCUCAAGUCUGUGGGCUGCCGCAAGGUUCCUCUGCUGGUGACCAACGAGGACGAUGUCAUCACUGCCGGCUCGAACCAGCUGUCUGAGAACAUUGUGCCGAUAUUCUGCGUGUCGAGCGUGAGCGGGGAGGGCCUGGAUCUCCUGACCAAGUUCCUGCACGUCCUGCCUCCGGGGGUCAACCUGAAGGAGCGAGAGCGCAUGGAGCAGGAACUCUGUGAAUUCCAAGUAGAUGAGACAUUCAGGGUACAUGAGAUCGGUACGGUGGUUGGUGGAUUGCUGACGAAAGGUGUUGUCACCGAAGGCUCAAAUUUGGUUAUUGGUCCCUUGGACGACGGGCAGUUCCUGCCGGUGGAGGUGCAGUCCAUCCACCGCAACAAGGCGCCGUGCCGGGUGGUGCGCGCGGGCCAGAGCGCGUCGCUGGCCCUGAGCCGUGCCGUGCCGGGGCUUCGUGCCGGCAUGGUGCUGCUGAGCGCCGAGGCCCAGCCCGCCGGCUGCUUCUUCUUCCAGGCGACGGUGUGCGUGCUGUUCCACGCGACGGCCAUCUUCCCCGGCUUCCAGACGACGGUGCACAUCGGCAACAUCCGGCAGACGGCCGUGAUCGAGGGCAUCAUGGCGGCCGGCGGGAUCCACACCAACGACCGGGCGUCCGCCCUGUUCCGCUUCGUGCGCCACCCCGAGUGCGUGCGCGUGGGCAUGCGGCUGCUGUUCCGCGAGGGGCGCACCAAGGGCAUAGGGAAGGUGACGCAGGUCUUCCCCGUGCAGUCGCCGUAAGCUCGGCCUCGUUCCGCCGUGCCCGAGGGCCGCCGUUUGUGAACAGUGCGGGAAGUAGCAAUUGGAUCUCUCUUCUCUCUGCGUCGCGAAGCGCAUUGGCGUUGUUCUGCUUGAGCCGGCACAAAGUUCACAUGUUACACGUGCAGAAAAACCUUUCUGGUUUUUUUUAGUUAAUUAAUAUUUUUUUUAACUGGCUUGAUAAGAGUACAUAUUUUAACACGCAUGGCUUCAGUCUUAAUUCAAUUGACGUCACGAAAAUGGGGAAUUGUGUAAAUUAUAUAAUGGCUGUGUGCUGUGCUUGGUAGGUAGGUUUUUAUUGCGACUUAGCAUUUCUGUCUAGGCGGGGGGGAUAAAAAAAAAGUGUGAUGAUUUUUUUUUUUUUUUAACUUAAAUUCGUGGAGAUCUAGCCAUGAAACAGGGUUAUUGUGAACUUUAGGUCUCUCGUGAAAAUAUUUUAACCUCGAGUAUACAUUUUUAUUCUCUGGAUUAUUUCUGUUGUGUGUGUUUCUGUUUAACCAUUACCUUUUAAGUAUUGCAGUAAAGUGUUGUCAUAAGGUAAUGUAAUAAGUGAUGACAGUUGAUGGUUUGCUGAAUAUUUAUAUUGCGUGGUACGAUAAUUAGCAAAUUUUAGUGAUAAGCCAUAUUGUUGCUGCUGAAUUUAUUCUCAGUUAAAAAAAAAAUAAUUAUCAAUUUUAGUAUCUUAAGUACAAGUUCUGCGUUCUAUUCAGUGUCAAAUUAUAGUGCCAGUUCUUAGCAUGAAAAUAAGAAAGUUUAUUUUUUCAAACGGGAAUUCAAUUUUUUUAAAUGUGUGUGUGUGUUUACCAUUCAGUGUGUUUUAAAUAGGUAUUAAAUAGGUAUGUAAUAAGGUAUUAGGUAAUUAUCUGAAUGUAUUUUAUUGUAUUUUUAGUGUUGAGUUCUAUCAUUUUGUUGCACAGAUUAGGUUGUGAUUUUUCAAUUAUUUAGAACAUUGUCUACUGUAUCUCUUUCUUGCUUUUCUCUAGUGUUGCAUUCCAAGUUCUCUACCUUACUGUACUGUACCUCGUACCUGUACUGUGCUAGUAUUAAAUGUGCACAAUUUGCAUUCAUGCUGCUUUUUCAUACCCAUUUAAUGAUGUGUAAUAAUUUUUCCAUGUUUAAAUGUCACAUUUUCAUUGUUAAAACUUUUUUAAAUUAAUUAAUUUAUAUUUUAUAUUUCAAAAAAAGCGGAAAAUAUCUAUUUGGAUUAGUCAUAUAAAUAUUGCCGAUGUUAACAGUAUACUCUUUAUUCUUUAAAGCAGCCAAACUUUGGCCAUAUAUGGCGUAUCAAGUCUCAGAGCAGCUCAUUAUACUAUAAUAAGAAAUCACAACUUAAUUUGAAAUCAAAUAGGAUAACAUAUUCUAGCAAAAUUUUAAUGUGUAAAAUAUACUUUUCAUUUGCCAUAGCAGAGACCUGAAAUUUUACUGUUGUGAGCCAAAAUGGAAUAAAAUCAGGAGAAAAGCAAGACGGAGUUUGUUGCUGAUGCUAAAAUAGACCAUAUGAAAUGCAAACUAGACCACUGGACAUUAAAUUAAAAUUUUUUUUAAAUUGCACUUCACUGGCUAUCAUUGUCUUAGUGAUUUGGGUUUUAUGACAUUUGUUAGUUGCAGAAUAUGUGAAGCUUUAAUAUUAGUGUGCAUAUAGUUUUUUUUUUUUAUGUAAGUAUAUAAGGAUCUGAAGAACUUAUAACACUAUAUUGAUUCACAUCUUUACAAUCGAACAUUUUCAUCAACAUAAUAUUAAAAUUUCUGACAGCUUUUGACACUCGUAAAUUCACUAUGUUAUUGUUGAUUGAUAAACGUAACUUAGAAACCGGACAUUUUUCUGUUACAGUUGAUAAGCUUUGUACGUUCGUUAGGAGCGCGAGAUGUCGUGGAGUUAUACAUCCAUAUUUCAAGGAAUCCCAAAGUUCAUUUUAUGCCAGUAUUGCCACACAGAGCACCUGUGCCAUUGAACCAUUGCACAUAAAGUUUAUUUACUAUUUAUAUGUGCUUUAGAAAGGAAGAGUUUAAUAAAAAAAUAUAAAAGAAGAAUACUAAAGGUGAAGCUUAACACAGUGGAGCCUUAUUACAAAGUACCUCAUUUUAAAGAACAUAUUUUCAUAUCCCUAGGUUUUAGUAACAGUCCAGUACAAAUUACUUUCAUUAAGUACCAGAUCUGUGGGGUUUUUCAGGUGUGUUGUAUUGAAAUUUCAUUGUGUUUCUGUUGAUUCUACAGAGGUAAAUGUAGUACAUAUUUACACCAAAAGUACAAACUAUACAGGUAAGAGAUAACCACUAAUUGGCCUGCGUUAUGAAAUAAUAAUUUAUCAUUGGUUUUUCAUAUUUUUAUUUAAAUUAUCCUUCAGGUGAAGAUUAUAUAUUUUUUUGUUUACUCAUUUUUUUUUUUUACGUAUUAUUGCAUUACAGUUUUGAAAUUGGAUUUAGCCUUUACUGUAAAAUGAAAUGAUGUAGAAAAUUUUUUUUAAUACUUCUAGAUUUCGAGGUUUCCUGCAUUGUAUCCUACUUUUAUGUGGUCAUGAGUUAAUGUUCAUGCAAGUUUCCCUUUCCUUUAUAAACGUAAAUACAUUAAGAUUUGCUCUUAACUUGCAAAGUAAUUUUAAUGAAAGCAUUAUUAUCAUCUGAUAUUUUUAAGUAUUAAAUAAAUGUAUAUAAUUGUAAUGGAUUUGGAUUUCAAAACAGUUUAAAAUUGGCAACUGCCAACUUAGAUUUUUACCUCUCAGAUUUGUUUAUUUCAAAUUUGUACAUUCAGAGGUAAAACUAACCAACUCUUUACAAUAAUUCCUUCCACACAGGCAUAUGCAGGAAAAGAAUUUUUCCCAACUGUUUUUUCAUGUAGGCCUAUGGAGUAGGUUACACCUUAUUAACAACUUUACAAUAUUUUAAGCAUGGGUCAUUUCCACUGCUACGCCAAUUCAGUAUCUUUGUAUUACUAGAGUAAGAUUUUACGGUGUUUUAAAAAUAUUUAAUAUUUUUAGUACACGAGAAAGUUAAAAAAAUAUGAAAAUUUAAAUUACUGUUAAACUAGAGCUAAGAUAUGAUUUUUAAUCUUGACAAAUUUUGUUAUCAUUUUUAUUUUUAAAGUAACAUACAAUAAGAUAUUAAAUUACUCAAACGCCAAAAUAAAAAAUGAUGCUACUGGAACUAAACUUAACAUAACUUUGUAAGCGGUGGGAAAAAAGUAUUUAAUUGAUUAUGUGGUUUUAAUUUUGUUUUCUGGUGCCACCAUAUUUUCACAUUUAAUUUUUACUUUUUUUUUCACUCUUAUUAUUUCAAUACUAUUAAUAUGAUUCAAACAUCAACAUCCAAUGUUUAGUUUAAAGCAGAAAAUCAUUAUACAUUUCCUUGUGAUGUUUCUUAAUAACCUUUAGGCAUACUAUCUGUAGGGCAUCAGCUAUAGACUGGUUUUGUAAACUUUACUUUGAAGAAACCAUACAUGGAACUAAAAAUUUUUUUUUUGUUACUUAAUUCAUGAUAUUUUAGGUUUUUAAAUAAAAUCCUAUUUAAAAGAUUUAUGAAAUGAUUUUUCUAUUUUUUAAUAGGCAAAAUGAGAUAAUUGAGGUGAAUUUAGCUGCAUUAGUUACAUUGUGUAUUAACUUACAUUUUGGUGUUUGGAUAUGUAUUGACGUUAAUUAGCUGUUAUUUCGGUUUUAUCAUAUCACUAUUCGCCUCAUAAUCUUGCCUCUACGUAUAACUAUUAUGUGAAAAUUACGUACAUCGUAUCUUAAUCCUUUACGAGCUCAAAGCCUGCGACUGCUAACAGCUGUAGUAGUUAACCGUAGUAUAAAAGGGUUGAUAUGCACGGAACCUUAAAUAAAUUUGCAUUGAGCUUUAACCUUGAAAGUAAUUAUAAAAAAUUUAAGUUUUUGAAUUAAAAAUAAUUUAAUUAUUACAUUUCUAUAAUAUAGAUGCAUUGAAAGUGAAACUAGUACAUGAUUACAUUACAAAAUAAGAUUUGUGAGCAUUAGAAAAAUUAUUAAUUAACAUAGUCUCAGAUAUGUUUAUUUCUGUUGUAGAAACCAGAUAUUUAUAGAUUGUAAUUGAAAUGAUAUUUCAACUCCACCAUUUAAGUAAUGAAUAAAUCUAUCUUGUAAAUUAUUACAUUUUUUUUAAAUUUGACUUGCAUUGUAUAUGAUAUUUUAUCUAUUUCAAUUGGUAAGUUUGUCCUCGUUUAAAUUUUCCUAAAUUUUUUUCUGUUAUUUUUCUGGUCCAUUAAAAAUUGUAGUAAAAGGGGCUUGCUUUACUGUACCUAUUUGAAAAACUAAUUUGAAAACUAUGAUAGGUACAGUAAGUCCUCGGUUUACGUCGGGGUUACGUUCCUGAAAACCGCGACGUAAAUAGAAACUACGCAAAAUGAGCCAUGUUUCAUGCCACCGGCCGGCCACGACCCAAGGUCGGCCGGAAGCGCUGGCAUACAGACGUGACAACGGGCAAUUUUAUCAGCAAAUGACAACAGACAGCGUGGGAAACAAGUCCAACUAGUACUUCUCAGCUUUAUAGAAUGGUUAUUUAACCAGCUGCUUUAUUACCUUUAUUGAUUGAAAUAUAAAAACAGAUAUAUAGUACAUACUGUACGUAAGAGCAGGAAGCGUCCCUCAUGAUGCAUGAUAAGAUAAGGCGGUGAACGUGUAGCUUACGCUACAUAGCAUAAAUUAACUACCGAAGGAAACAAAGAAUUAUAAACGAAUUAUAUACGGUGUUUUGGUUAAAAUAAAGAUUUACGGUCAUUGUAAACGACGUUAUUGUGAAUCGGCGACAACUUAAAUUGAAACAUGAGUACUCAAACAUUAGCGACGUUAAUCCGAAACGACGUAAAUCGGUACGACGUAAAUAGAGGACUUACUGUAUUUGGAUUUUCGUCAACAAAUACAUAAAUAUAGGUGGUUUUAUUUAUGUGCACACAAUUAUUUGCUUACUAUCAUAUGACCAUAUAUAAAUUUUAUCAGCCAGUAUGUUCAUAAAAACCAUUUUACUACCAUAGCUUAAUAGAACCACAUUAGUAAAUUAGCAAAAUAAAUAGUCACUUUAACUAAUACAUAUUUUGUUGUAUCUAAAUAUUUAAGUUUUAAAUUUACUGUAUAAAUAUACUUACACUAGUUGCGAUGUACAUAAUUAGUGUAAUAUUAGACAAGUUUAAGUGCAGGUGAAUGCUAUAUUUUGUAAAUUAUGUUGUUGACUGGUCAUUAAAACAGUGGAUGUGAAUUUUUUUAAAUCAACUAGGUUUUAAUGUUUUAAAGUAUUACAUAUUUAUAGAUUUCUGGACAUCAAGUUUUAUCAGAAUUUGUUGUGCUUUAAGUAAGUUUUUGACUGCUGCAAUAAUUUGUCGUGAUAGUUUGGAGAAGUUAAAUAUAGGCUUGUCCAGAAUGAAAGUAACCAUUUGGUCAUUGAAAAAAAUUAACUAGUGAAAAAAAAGUUUUAUUGAAAGUUUAGUUUACUACAUAUCUACAUCAUAUCUUCACAAACUCGCCAUUCAGUUCCAAGCACUUUUCGCAACGCUCUACCAGUUUAUUUAACUCCUCUGCAUAGAUUAUCGCCACCUGGAAAUUAAACCGGUUGAUAAUUGUAAUUUUGUACAUUUUGAUGUAAUUGUUGACUCACGUUUCAUUAAAUCAACCAAAAGGAAGCCCAUUUCGUCUAAAAAAAAAUGGUAAACAUCAUUUUUUGACUCGGGUACGGAGAUUGCUUAAACUUUUUUUGUAGAUGUUUACUAAGUGCCUGUACUUAGACUAGAUACAUUGCGUAUUCCAUGUCCAUGAUGCGUAUGGCCAAGGUGUCUGUUCCUUUCCCAGGCGGCGAACUUCUGUGCAGAGAGUUUAAAGAACUGGUGCAGCUUUAUGAAAAGUGCUUGGAACUGAGUGGUGUCUAUGUGAAAAUGUGAAGUAGAUAUGUAAUAACUUAAAACUGUCAAUGAAACCUUUUUUUUUCACUGGUUUAUUAUUUUUUUUUUUUGCUGACGAAACGGUACUUACUUUCCCUACAUGCCUCGUAAGUAUCUAUUUUGAUAUAUUUUGAAGGCUAAAGUGCUCUAUUAUAUAUACAACAGAAUGUAACAUGCAUAAAUGUGUUGACAAAUCAUGCAUGUACUGGUCUGUUCUGUGAAGAUGGACAUAACACUUGCAGGUGAAUGUUUAGCAUUUUUUUUUUUUGCAUUGCUUGGAUCACAUUUGCCAUUUGUUUAAUGGUAUUAUAUUUUUUGUCAUCUUCUUAUUUAUGUAUUUUGCUCUUGCCAAAUAUUCUUGCUUGCCUUCAUCCUGAUAUAAGGAUAUUCUGCAAACACUUAUGUUUAUGCAUAGUGGUUUUAAUUGGUAUGGUAAUAAAACUUUUACACAACCACACAACUUGAACUUCAAAAUUUCGACAAGUUUUGAUUUGUCUUUGAUCUUUGUGAAUGCUGUAUAUACAUCUGUAGUUAAAAAAUGUGUAAAUAUUAACAAGAAAUUAGCUAUUAUUGUUCUCAGAACUCCCAUCUCAGAUUACAACUGGAAGGAAACUGAAAAAAGUUGUCUACAUUUGAAUGUAAAACAAAGUUUGGUUACGAAAUGUUGGCAACAUUAAGAUUCUUUGCAAAUCUAUGUGUUUAUGAAAAUUUCUUUUUGAUUUAUAUUUUUGAUGUACGUACUGUAAACACUUCAGAAUAUUUCAAGCAUAAUAAGUUGAAAUAAUUUAGCUAUUGACCUAUUAAUAUACAUUUUUACCCUUUUAAUAAGUUUUUCCCGUAUAUAAGUUUAAAUUUCUAACUACAGUAGACUCCCAACUAUCCGGGUGCGGGUUAUCUGGUUUGUGGGUUAAACGUGCCAUAUUUCACUUCCGUAAACCAUAAACCAAUUAAAGUUUUUAAUUUACUUUUAGUAAUUUUUUACUUCAUUUAUUUUAAUUUUUGUGUAUUAUUAAUCUGACAGCAUUUUAUGCUGCGAUUCAAGACGAAAAAACGCCGCCACACAUAGUGCAUACAUAGUUGGUGAGUGUUAGUACGCAUUAUGAACUUGUGUUCCACAUGCCCUUAUGAACUGCGCUCAGGUUGACGCCGGCACAUCGCGACUGUUCUGUGACUCAUGCAAGCGAUAACCAUCCUGGGUAGUUUUAAGGCAGCAGUCUCAUGGUGCGGGAUUUUUUUGGGUGUCAUAAUCUUUAGAUAAUAAAUAAUAAUAAACACAAACAAGUGGUACUUGACAUUCAACAAAUAUAAAAAAUUACUGACCAGCUAGACGUAAAAUACGACUAUGGUUUAGUGAUACAUAUUGCAGCUUUUUCUGUAAAUUACGUUUAACACUUUAGUACUUAUUGCUUACAACUUUAAACAGUGUUUGUCUCGGUAGUCGUGAUAAAAUAUUUUUGACCACACAGUUUUUUUUUGAACAUGGCUUUAACCAUGUUUUUCGGUUAUCCAUGGACCACUUGCCAGUCAUUGUCCCGGAUAAUCGGGAGUCCACUGUACAUUGAGAAACUUCCUGACAGGGAUUUACUUUACUAACAACUUGGUUUGCCUGUUUUAACCCCACCAUUGAACAAAGAAUAUGGGUAGGGACUCAUUAGUGCAAUUCAGUGUGUACUAGGUUAUUUAUAAAAAAAAUGUUAAAUUUAUAGCAAUAAUUUUUCACGUGCAAAUUGUACGGUUUGGAUCAAGGAAUCAUAUUUUUAUAUACGUCCUGUUUGGAAUGAGUAUAGCUCAUAUUCUUGUGUGAAAUUUAUGUGUUGGCAAUUCAACAUUAUAUAUUUUGAAUGUUUUGUGGUUGUGUUAAAAGAUUUUGAUUUGUGAUUUAGGUGUAAAAUAUUUUAGUGCUAUUUCAUUUCACUGAUGCCUGUUUUAAGGCAUAGCUAUGAAAGUUUGUAUUGUGUGGUAUGUUUUCACCUCCAUGAGGUUUUAGUCUGGUUUGCUGUGUUAGUGUGCAUACUGUCACAUUGUCACAAAAAGCAUUGAGAUAGUGUGAUAGUAGUGAUAGAUAAUUCAUAUUAUAAAUUUUAUCCUAGUCUCAUAGGUUUAUAUUCUUACCAAACAUUCCUAUGUAUUUUAGGUACAAUCGAUGCACCCAUAAUAUUUUAUUAUUAAUCAGUACAGUGGAAUUUAAUUUCCACUCGUGCAUUAAAACAAAAUUCACUCCUGCAUACUGUUGAGUAAACAUGUACAAAUGUGUGUGUGUGUAUGUGUGUGUGUGUGUUUAUAUAUAUAUAUAUAUAUAUAUAUAUAUAUAUAUAUAUAUAUAUAU
Molecule: messenger RNA, 10433 nt
Organism: Bacillus rossius redtenbacheri
Lineage: Eukaryota; Metazoa; Arthropoda; Insecta; Phasmatodea; Bacillidae
Product: GTP-binding protein 2
Exons: 9
Coding region: 544-2214 (556 amino acids)
Biological process (GO): translational elongation
Molecular function (GO): translation elongation factor activity; GTP binding; GTPase activity
Source: RefSeq, a predicted model, not a curated record